UCCCCUUUGCUAAAGACCACCGCUCCUUAUUCAAAUCAUUCACAACUUCAAAAUCUUACAACAAUCUCUUUUAAAACCAUGUCCCUUUCUUCAUCCAUUUUCUUACCACAUUUCUUCUUACUUCAACUCCUAGCUAUACUAGCUAGGCCUCCCAACUAUAAACUCCCUCAUGAAAGACCUCUCUUUCUUCUUCCGUAAGAGCUUGAUGGGUUCGAAAAUGGGCCGAGGCUUUCGCAACGGUUGCAACGACGACAACUCCACCUCAACUCUCAACCAAUCAAAACAACCCUCCUCUUCGUCGGCGGCGGCGACAGCCCCAAUAUCAUCCCAAGAACGACGACGACCGUCCUCUUGUUCGACAACCUACAUGGAAAAUGACCAAAAUAACCUCAACGUGCCCGCUAGGAAAAGCGUAACCUUAGAAGAAAUGAUUCUUCAACUCGAAUUAGAGGAGGAAAUGGCAAGGAAGGAGAAAGCAGGGUAUUACAAGUACAAAGAAGAAAUGAACUUCCCACGUAGGAUGUCGUGUGUGAACAACUCCGAUAUCUUACGAUCAGCAAGGAAUGCGUUGAAUCAGUACCCUCGAUUCUCCCUUGAUGGGAGGGAUGCCAUGUAUAGGUCUUCCUUCCGUAAAAGUAACGCCGCCGGGCCACGUGUUAUUGACGGGGUUAAACUAGGGAGGAUAUUGCAUUUGCCGGGGAGUGUAGGUGGGGAAAAUGUUAUAUGGUGUAAGCCAGGGGUUGUGGCUACGUUAAUGGGGUUAGAGGCUAUGCCUUUGCCUGUUAGUAGUCUUUACAAAACUAAGAAUAAUAUUAAUAGAGACAAUAGUAAUAGGGAUAAUAGUAAGAAAGUUUUGUGUAAUGCUAUUAGGAAUCAGAAUUUGAAAAGGAGGGAGAAAAACGAACGACAACAAAUGAGGCAAGUUAGGAAUUCCGACGUCAGUUGUGACGAAAUUAAGAGAUUAGGCCGUGGUAGUGGUCAUAGUCAUGGUCGUGGUCGUGAUCGUGAUCGUGGUGGUAGUCAUGGUUCUUCUUCAAAUGGGUAUUGUGUCAUGAACCCUGUUGCUGUGGAGCCUGUAUGUGGGUUAGGGAGACCGUUAUCAUGGCCAGCUCCUUACACUUACAGUUAGAUUUUAACAUUACUUAUUGUAAUCUUGUAAACUCAUGUUAGAUUUUAAAAUUAAUUUUGGUAAACAAUUUCAUUGGAAAUAAAUAUCAAACGACACGUACUACAUCGUUUCACAAAAAAAUGACAAAUUAACGGGUGAGAACCAGGU
Spinacia oleracea (spinach) is the source of this 1276-nucleotide messenger RNA. RefSeq lists its product as uncharacterized. NCBI's taxonomy places the organism in Eukaryota, Viridiplantae, Streptophyta, Magnoliopsida, Caryophyllales, Amaranthaceae. The transcript has a single exon. Bases 170 to 1129 code for a protein of 319 amino acids. The record is from RefSeq and is a predicted model, not a curated record.